Jaculus jaculus (lesser Egyptian jerboa) is the source of this 1553-nucleotide messenger RNA. Its product is annotated as NADH dehydrogenase [ubiquinone] flavoprotein 1, mitochondrial. The transcript has 10 exons. Bases 98 to 1492 code for a protein of 464 amino acids. Gene Ontology annotation, molecular function: 4 iron, 4 sulfur cluster binding; NADH dehydrogenase (ubiquinone) activity; FMN binding. Gene Ontology annotation, biological process: mitochondrial electron transport, NADH to ubiquinone. Lineage: Eukaryota; Metazoa; Chordata; Mammalia; Rodentia; Dipodidae. The record is from RefSeq and is a predicted model, not a curated record.
CGCUCUUCCUGUGCGCCUCCUGGCGUCUGUGUGGCGCCGGCUCCUCAGCUCCGAGCUGUGAAGGUGACAGCGGGAGGUGACCGGCCUGGUCCCGGCUAUGCUGGCGGCACGGCGGCUUCUCGGCGGGUCGCUCCCCGCUCGUGUAUCAGUGCGUUUCAGCGGCGACACGACAGCACCUAAGAAAACCUCAUUUGGUUCGCUGAAGGAUGAAGACCGGAUCUUCACCAACUUGUAUGGCCGCCAUGACUGGAGGCUGAAAGGUGCUCAGAGUCGAGGUGACUGGUACAAGACAAAGGAGAUUCUGCUGAAGGGCCCUGAGUGGAUCCUGGGUGAAAUCAAGACGUCGGGCCUGCGGGGCCGUGGGGGUGCUGGCUUCCCCACUGGCCUCAAAUGGAGCUUCAUGAAUAAGCCCUCGGAUGGCAGGCCCAAGUAUCUAGUGGUGAAUGCUGAUGAAGGGGAGCCGGGCACCUGUAAGGACCGGGAAAUUAUGCGCCAUGAUCCUCACAAGCUGGUAGAAGGCUGCUUAGUAGGGGGCCGGGCUAUGGGUGCCCGGGCUGCCUACAUCUACAUCCGCGGGGAAUUCUACAAUGAGGCCUCCAAUCUGCAGGUGGCCAUCCGAGAAGCCUAUGAAGCAGGUCUGAUCGGCAAGAAUGCCUGUGGCUCUGGCUAUGACUUUGAUGUGUUUGUGGUCCGUGGAGCUGGAGCCUACAUCUGUGGAGAGGAGACCGCACUCAUUGAGUCCAUUGAGGGCAAACAGGGCAAGCCACGCCUGAAGCCACCCUUCCCCGCAGAUGUGGGAGUGUUUGGAUGCCCCACAACUGUGGCCAAUGUGGAGACAGUAGCUGUGUCUCCCACCAUCUGCCGUCGUGGAGGUUCUUGGUUUGCUGGCUUUGGCCGAGAACGUAAUUCUGGUACCAAACUGUUCAACAUCUCCGGCCAUGUCAACCACCCUUGCACCGUUGAGGAGGAGAUGUCUGUGCCUCUGAAGGAGCUGAUUGAGAAGCAUGCCGGAGGUGUCACAGGUGGAUGGGACAACCUCCUUGCUGUGAUCCCUGGUGGCUCAUCCACCCCACUGAUCCCCAAGUCUGUGUGUGAGACGGUGCUGAUGGACUUUGAUGCACUGAUACAGGCCCAGACAGGCCUGGGCACAGCUGCGGUGAUCGUCAUGGACCGCUCGACGGACAUCGUGAAAGCCAUAGCCCGCCUCAUUGAAUUCUAUAAGCACGAGAGCUGUGGGCAGUGCACCCCAUGCCGUGAAGGUGUGGACUGGAUGAACAAGGUAAUGGCUCGCUUCGUGAAGGGGGAUGCCCGGCCAGCUGAGAUCGACUCCUUGUGGGAGAUCAGCAAGCAGAUAGAAGGCCACACCAUUUGUGCGCUGGGUGAUGGGGCUGCCUGGCCAGUGCAGGGUCUGAUUCGCCACUUCCGGCCAGAGCUGGAGGAUAGGAUGCAGAGGUUUGCCCAGCAGCACCAAUCCUGGCAGGCAGCCUCUUGAACCUUUGCCAUGCUUCCUCGUCUUUUUGGGACAAUAAAGUGUCACCCACUCUCCAAUCACA